Mizuhopecten yessoensis (Yesso scallop) is the source of this 3812-nucleotide messenger RNA. RefSeq lists its product as uncharacterized. Lineage: Eukaryota; Metazoa; Mollusca; Bivalvia; Pectinida; Pectinidae. The transcript has 9 exons. The coding region runs from base 491 to 3172 and encodes 893 amino acids. The record is from RefSeq and is a predicted model, not a curated record.
UAAAAAAUGAGUGUCGAUAUCUACUUCCUGUUUUAAAGUGAUAAACACGAUUCAUGUGUAGAGUGGAUUUUCCAGUUCACAGACAGAGUCUGAAAUCGUGACCGCCUACACCCAUCGACUGAUUUGAUUUGAAGUCAAUAGAUUUUAGAGUGUUGAUGUUAGCUCAAGAUUAAAGUGACAGGGGUCAGAGGUCAUAAGAUGUUGUCCAUCCUCAUCCAGCAAUGACUUGGUGAUCUUUUUCUCAGUGGGCUGACAGUUGGAGGUCAUCAGAGGUUAACUAUAGCUGCUACAGAGGCCGAUUGCAGGGUUCACUGGAGGAGGUGAAAGGUCAAGAUGUAGAACUCUCAGACAAAUCUUGCGACAGUUCUACCCACCAUGGUUACUACGACGGCCGGGAAGUUUGAAGUAUGUUGUAAUUAACUCCAAACACACACAAGUCAUGAAGCAGAGACAUACAUCCUAGCCAUUUGACCUUCAUUUUGACAUCGCCAUGACUGUGGAGUUGGCCUUGAACCUUGACGGGUUCUUUAUACCUGUGAUCGGAGGUGUUGUGGGCCUCUUUCUCCUCGUCUACGUUGUAGGGGGUUGUUUAUGCUUAGGAGGGAAACAAAAGGAAACAUCGCUGAGUACUGGCAAAUAUGUAUCAGGACGGGACACGGACACGGCUGCUAAUCCUGUGGAGAGCGUGACUGUGGAUGUCGACAAUGGUCUGGUUCCAUUAGAGAAUGGUCAAGCAGGAGGCAGUCUUAGAAUCAGUAACAAUAGCCAAAGGAGUCCUGGGCAUUCCCCUCAUCACGCCAACCAGCGACAGCUCCCGGCACCGCCCCAAAGCAACGGCGCAGUCAAUCCAACACUUCCAAUGGACGAAAACGAUUGUGAUGAUUACGACCAUUUGGAAAAAAGUGUAAAACCGGGAAACAAGCGUGGGUCCAAUUAUGAUCAUGUUAUUCUCGGAGAGGAUGGAUCGGUGAAAAUCAAAGAAAGGAAAAUUGUAAGUGAUACUGAUUAUGCCGAGGUGAGCAUAGAAAACAUCUACACACCCGUCAAGGAACAGGAAACAUCGGCGAAUAAGGCUCGUGUAAACAUUCUGGAGACUUCAAACGAGGACGAAUAUGCAAUGGUCAGUGAUGAAAGGGAACCAAUGCUACCGGAAAAUAUCAAGGGCAAAGAAGAUCCAUAUGCGAAAGUUAAAGAGAAAGAGGAUCCAUACGCAAAAGUAAAAGAUAAAAAGGACCCAUAUAAUAAGGUCAAAGAGCCAGAUGACCCCUACAACAAGGUCAAGGAAAAAGAUGACCCUUACAACAAGGUCAAAGAGAAAGACGACCCUUACAAUAAGGUCAAAGAGAAAGACGACCCUUACAAUAGGGUCAAAGAGAAAGAUGACCCUUACAAUAAGGUCAAAGAGAAAGACGACCCUUACAAUAAGGUUAAAGAGAAAGAUGACCCUUACAAUAGGUUCAAAGAGAAAGAUGACCCUUACAACAAAGUGAAAGAUGACGACCCUUAUAACAAGGUUAAAGAGAAAGAUGACCCCUACAACAAGGUCAAGGACGAUGACCCAUACAACAGGGUGAAAGAGGAAGGAGAGUCAGGUGGUUCAUUUAUGGAUUUUGACCCUUACAAUAAGGUCAAAGAUGUUGACCCCUAUAAUAAGGUCAAGGACACUGAUCCAUACAACAAGGUCAAGGAUGUUGACCCUUACAACAGGGUUGAAGAUGUUGAUCCGUACAACAGAAUAAAGGGGGAUGACCCACCCUAUAAUAAAAUAAAAGGAGACGAUAUUGAUGAUCCUUACAACAAAGUAGAUGAGGAUGACUUUGUUGAUAUUACGGAGGAUCCGAAAUAUCCUUACUCCAUGGUUGAUCCUAAUAGGAAAGCGAAACAGGUGACAACAAUUACAGUGACUCAUAACGGUGCUGAGGAGCCCACUGCCUCUCCGGCUGGUGCCCCCCAAGUUGUAGAUACAUUCAAAGUUGAGGAAGGUACGGAUGAAUAUGCUGUUGUUGUGAAAAAUAGAUCAGACUCAUCAUCGGUGGCCACUGUUGUGACCGAGUCGAUGGUCACAGACAAUCCCCCAGAGGUCAGCCCCUAUACUCUGCCCCCUGAACCCCCAAGGAAUUACAGGAGUGAGGAAACGUCCGUACAAGCUCCGCCUUCAACUCAUGGAUCCGCACUGCCACCAGUCAGUUCAGUCAACCAAUCACAAACACAGACCUCAGCUGCUACAAGUGUGAGUCAAACCUCACCUGCUGAAGGAGACGCUGUGCAGGACACAGGUCCUCCUCGCCGGGAACCUGGCUACAUCAAGCUGACGUCAAGAGAGUCGAUGGCUAGCAUUAACGCACGCCGCUCUCUCAACACGUACGAAACUGUGGCAGAGACAGAAAACAUGUAUGCAACAGUGGAAGGUAGUUCAGGAGAUGGGAUUGUUCAGGCUGCACCCACAAAUCCUGUUCCUAGCCGAGCCAGCCUCCCCAACGACUUCUAUGCAGAAAUUGGGGGUUCAGGUGAUGGGGUUGUACCAGCACCCUCCCCAAAUCCUAUACCAAACAGAAACAGCCUGCCAAAUGACUUUUAUGCAGAAAUUGGAGCAUCGGGAGAACAGCAAGCUCGUGUUCCAGCCCCACCCUCAUUGGAUAGUCUUCACCUCAUGACAAAGACACACCAUGAAGGUCGUCAAGGUUCAAGGUCAUCCACAGAAGAAAGUGAAUUUCGACACAGCAUACCAGAGCAGUUGUCGCCAAGCGCCUUUGUCAACUCGCCUCCAUAUGGGGCAUCGGCCAGAACAAGUUACGCAGAGCCAAAAGUGUCCAGUCCCAAUGUCCGGGGCACUAAUGGUAAUGUGAUCCUUGACCCCAAUUACCAGACUGUCAGGGAUUGUGUCAAUGACCCUGACCUUGACUGUGACAUUGACCCCAAUUACGAAAGUGUAGAGGAAGCAAAAGCAAAAGCAUUUGUGUUGGAAGAAAAGAAAGAAAACGGACAAAAUUCGACGGACACCAAGAUAAAAAGAAAUCACGUUUAUGAAGAGGUGAAACCGUCGUCAGAGACAAGAGGAAAUCAGACGCGCGCUUUACGCUCUCACAUGUACGAGGACAUUAACGAAGUUCAGGAGCAGAAACGUGAACUGAAUAGGAAGUCUCAAGUAAUCUCAAAAUCCAAGAAAAUGUGAAAAAUAUAAUUGAUUUCAUUCAUGUUAUGAUUUUAUUACCCAUGUACACAGAAUCUUAAAGUCACAAGUAAUCUCAAAUUCCUACCAGAAACCAAAUGAUAAAAAGUUAAUAUAUAUAUACUGCCCGAUUUAAAUGCACUCAAUACAAAAUAAAAAUAAAUCUCAAUUUCAGUUGGGAGGGGAAAAGUUUAAAUGCUGCUGAAAUUGAAAUUUAUAAUUUAACAAUUAUUUUAUGGUAAUUGGAAACUGAUUGUUUUGCUUUGCUUGCUUACAAUAGUUUUUAAACAAUAAUUGCAAGAAUUGGUCUUUUAAUGCUGUUUAUAUACUGAUUGUUGCAGUAUACAAUACUGUAUACAUACAUGUAUACUGAUUUUAGCAGUAUAAAAUACAAUACAUGUAUUGUAAAUAUACUGAUUUUUGCAGUAUACAAUACAGUAUAUGCUGAUUUAAGCAGUAUACAAAUAUUGUACAUAUACUGAUUUCAGCAGUAUACAAUACAGAAUUUAUGCUGAUUUUGGCAGUUUACAAUACAGUAUAUACUGAUUGAAGCAGUAUGCAAUACUGUUUUUAUGUUGAUUUUAACAUUUAAAAACAGUACAUGUACUGAUUUUAGCCGCUAUAUUGUACAUACAUGUAUACU